Molecule: messenger RNA, 1692 nt
Organism: Paramacrobiotus metropolitanus
Lineage: Eukaryota; Metazoa; Tardigrada; Eutardigrada; Parachela; Macrobiotidae
Exons: 6
Coding region: 184-1368 (394 amino acids)
Biological process (GO): protein phosphorylation
Cellular component (GO): nucleus
Molecular function (GO): ATP binding; cyclin-dependent protein serine/threonine kinase activity
Source: RefSeq, a predicted model, not a curated record
CAGUGGACCAACGUUCUGUGGAAUCAAUGCGGAAAUGGUGCAAAAUGCAAAUCAAGGCACCAUUUCCCGAAAGGCUGCAUUUUCAGUCGACAGUUUUUUGACAAUUCUCCAGCGGGGACUGGGUCUUGAAAUCUUGUUAUCUUAGUGAAAUAGUGAACAUGGCCCCUUAAAUUGAUUGUAUUCAUGAAAAUGGAAAGGAAAGCGCAGUCUCAUAAUCAGCGUGGAUUACGGCCGAAGUCUGCCACGCACAUGCAGGCUGGUAAUGGUGACCCUAGAGUCGCGCUGCGGUCUUCCGUGCGGCCGAAACCAAACCCUUACGAAGUACAGUUCGGUGAUGCACAACAUGGGUGCACUCUCGCUGGAGAAAUUGUUCGUGAAAAGCAUUCUCGUCGCAUGCCGUUGAAAGACUACAAGAAUUCUGUUAGUCUGGGAUAUCCUCCGGGCCCGAAUGUUGGACGGUUUGAGCGCAAGGAGCUUAUCGCAGAAGGUGGAUACGGAAGUGUGUACAAGGGAGUGGACUUGAAAACAAAGCAGACGGUUGCGUUGAAAUACAUGAACAGCGCGGAGGAUGACAGCCUUUCUCAAGCAACACUACGUGAAGUGGGAUUACUGCGCGCUGCCGGAUCCCACGACAACAUUGUUCGAAUACUCUGCUGGUACUUCCUGCCGAAAACCACCGUUAUGGUUCUCGAGUAUUUGGAGACAGACUUGUCGCAGUUUAUCAAAAAACACCGCGCGGAAAACAGAGUUCUACCAAACUAUUUGAUCAAGUCUAUAAUGAAGGACAUCUUGGUCGGCACUGAGCACUUGCACGGCCGUGGGAUCGCUCACCGGGACAUGAAACCGCGCAAUAUUCUCAUAGAUACGAACAACGGAUGGCGUGCUAAAAUUGCCGAUUUCGGAUUGAGCAAGUUCAUGACUUUUCCUGUUCUGCCCCGAGCAGAAAAUUUUGGUACCCGUUGGUAUCGCGCUCCGGAAGUUUUACUGGCUUGCAAGAUUACCACGAUGCGCGUUGACAUGUGGAGCAUCGGCACUAUAUUUGCUGAAAUUAAGGAACGUCAUGCCCUCUUUCCUGGAAAAGAUCACGAUGAGCAGGUGGACAUGAUUUUUGCGACACUGGGUGUCCCAACAGCGGACAGUUGGCCGGACAUGUACCAAAAAAUUAAGCCAAUAAUCCAGAGUCUGCGACAUUAUUCCACAAAUCGUUUGCGAGAGAAGGUGCCCUCCAUGAACGAAGAAGAGCUGGGAAUUCUGCAGAAUCUAUUCCAGUAUCAGUCUGCUCGUCGCUGGACCGCUGGUGAAGUGCUGAAAUUGGAAUAUUUCAGCGCUGCUACCACAUCCGAUGCCGGUGACUUUGAAAUGAUUUGACUGGCCGGUGGAUAAAUUGACCGGGCAGUAAAUUGUCAGGGGUACAAAAUUUAAUCUAUCAGUUUUUAUGAGUAUAUUUCUGGGCUGUUAUCCGAUGUUAAAAAUUUCUGUUUUUGUUUGGUUAAACGGAAUUGAGUAGAGGAAAGUUGGUAGGGGCGUAGACUUAUUAAUCCUGUUUAUGUUUUUAUCUUUUAGUUCUGCUCCAUGGUAUUCUGCAGAUGACCUUUUACAGCUCGGCAUUUUGUCUAACUUAUGGUAGUAUUACAAAUUUCCGGCUUUCGUUCUUAAUUCCGUGAGCCUGUUAUAAAGAUUCGUAAACAAUGG